UCAAAUAAUGCUAUGUAUCAGGCAGAGAAAAGUCCACGCAAUUUCGUAAAGCAGUCUUUUCCUUUCAAUUUGACCCAUGAAAGCUUCUGGUUUAGGAAGUAGAUAAAUGCCAGCAAUGGAUUGUUCAACGAAGACAAGCAUAUAGAUGGAGUGUGGGUGGGGCAAGUAUGUUGGGUUGAUUAAGAUAAAUUGAUUAAACAUCCACAAUUAGUAAGCCUUAAACAACUACUUGUGCCUCCAAAUCAGUGAGUGAUGCCCUGUCAAGAAUACAACCCAGAUCUUUCUUUUUCUGUUUUGGAUUUGAAAAUGCCAAACUGGUGAGCUAAGAGGCCUUGAAAAAGGAGGGACAGGGAGCAUGAUGAGUAGCAUGGAGGACAAUUAGUGAAGGAUAGAGGGAAUCAAUUUAAGGUGGUGGAAAUAUUAUAAACUAGGCCCUCUUGUGCAUUUUAUGCUCAAAGUUGCUCUCUCCUUUACCAUCCUUGUCUGAGCUCUAGCUUUUUUCUCGAAAGCUUCCUUUUUGGGCUAUAUGUUCACAAAAACCAUUUCCCCUGAACACCCCAUUCCUGUCUAAAACACACUUCUCUCAAUAUCUAUCUCUAGAACUAGAAUGGCUGACCAUGAUGCAAAAGAAGAACAAAGGCCCCUCAACCAAUGGAGAAGAAGCAAAGGGGGAUUCAUGGCUUCCAUGUUCAUUUUUGUCUUGUCAGCAUUGGACAACAUGGGCUUUGUGGCAAACAUGGUAAGCAUAGUCCUAUACUUUUAUGGAGUGAUGCACUUUGAUCUAGCCAGUUCAGCCAACACACUCACAAACUUCAUGGGCUCAACCUACUUGCUUUCCCUUGUUGGUGGCUUCAUCUCAGAUACUUACUUGAACAGAUUCACCACAUGCUUGCUUUUCGGAUCACUCGAGGUUCUGGCUUUGGCAAUGCUCACAGUCCAAGCUGCUUCAAAACAUUUACACCCUGAAGCAUGUGGCAAGUCAAGCUGUGUGAAAGGUGGCAUAGCAGUGAUGUUCUACACAUCACUGUGCUUGUUGGCAUUGGGAAUGGGAGGGGUGAGAGGAUCCAUGACUGCAUUUGGAGCUGACCAAUUUGAUGAGAAGGAUCCAACUGAGGCAAAAGCCCUUGCAAGUUUUUUCAAUUGGCUUUUGCUCAGUUCAACUGUGGGAGCAAUCACAGGAGUCACUGGUGUUGUGUGGGUUAGCACACAAAAGGCAUGGCAUUGGGGUUUUUUCAUCAUAACCAUAGCUUCCUCCGUUGGCUUUGUGACCCUUGCUCUUGGUAAACAAUUCUACCGCAUCAAAACUCCAGGAGAUAGCCCCACUUUGAGAAUUGCUCAGGUUAUUGUUGUGUCUUUUAAGAACCGAAAGUUGUCAUUGCCGGAGUCACAUGGAGAACUAUAUGAAAUCAGUGAUAAAGAUGCUACAGCUGAGAAGAUUGCUCACACCAACCAGAUGAGGUUCCUAGACAAAGCUGCCAUCAUACAAGAAAGCUCAAAACCCCAGGCAUGGAAAAUUUGCACUGUGACACAAGUUGAAGAAGUGAAGAUCCUAACAAGAAUGUUACCCAUAGUAGCUAGCACCAUCAUACUGAACACAUGUAUGGCACAACUCCAAACAUUCUCAGUUCAACAAGGGAAUGUGAUGGACCUAAAACUUGGCUCUCUAACAGUGCCAGCACCAUCCAUUCCUGUUAUCCCACUUGUUUUUAUAAGUGUCCUAGUUCCCUUGUAUGAACUAUUUUUUGUGCCAUUUGCAAGAAAAAUCACUAACCACCCUUCAGGCAUAACACAACUACAAAGGGUGGGUGUAGGGUUAGUACUCUCGGCAAUAUCAAUGGCAGUGGCAGGGAUUGUGGAAGUGAAAAGAAGGGACCAAGGGAGAAAAGACCCUUCUAAGCCUAUAAGCCUAUUUUGGCUUUCAUUCCAAUAUGGCAUAUUUGGAAUUGCAGAUAUGUUCACCCUUGUGGGACUAUUGGAGUUUUUCUAUAGGGAAUCACCUGCUAGCAUGAAAUCACUUUCAACCUCUCUCACGUGGUUGUCAACAUCUCUUGGUUACUUCUUGAGCACAGUCUUUGUCAAUGUUAUCAAUGCUGUUACCAAAAGGAUCACACGAAGCAAACAAGGGUGGUUGCAUGGGUUCGACUUGAACCAAAAUAACCUUAACUUGUUCUAUUGGUUCCUAGCCACCCUUAGUUGCCUUAACUUCUUUAACUACCUUUAUUGGGCCUCAAGGUACCAAUACAAACGUGAAGACUCAGGCCCAGGUUUUAAGCCUUUAGGUGAAAUGCCUCUCAAAAGGGUUGAGAGAAAACAAGAUUGUGAAGUUAGCCGAGAGUGAAGAAGAGAGAAUGAAUGGAAGCACAAUGGGAUUAUUAGUGGAUACUGAAUAGAAUAAGCAUAAGAGGCUGCUAUGAUGUACUAAGCUUUGGGAUGUGGAAAUAGUUAAUUAGUGGUUGAAAUCUCUCUACUAUUAUGGUACAUGUUUGCUUGUAUGGUUGGUUUUUUUUUGUUGGCUCUGGAACUGUGUGUCCAGACUUCAAAGGUUUUCUUUUUUUUAAUUUGUUCCUUUUUUUUUAAUGUAAGUUGAUUCACUUGGUUUUGUAAUUGGCCAAUGGCCGUUAAGCGAUGUUAAUUUAAUAGUUAGUCAUAUAAAAGAAACUAAAAUGUAAUUAAGUUUGUUUUUUUAAGCAAA
This is a messenger RNA of Glycine soja, 2692 nucleotides long. Its product is annotated as protein NRT1/ PTR FAMILY 4.6-like. The coding region runs from base 608 to 2338 and encodes 576 amino acids. The transcript has 6 exons. Gene Ontology annotation, cellular component: membrane. Gene Ontology annotation, biological process: transmembrane transport. Lineage: Eukaryota; Viridiplantae; Streptophyta; Magnoliopsida; Fabales; Fabaceae. Gene Ontology annotation, molecular function: transmembrane transporter activity. The record is from RefSeq and is a predicted model, not a curated record.